Caenorhabditis sp. 36 PRJEB53466 is the source of this 333-nucleotide messenger RNA. Lineage: Eukaryota; Metazoa; Nematoda; Chromadorea; Rhabditida; Rhabditidae. The record is from the annotation of a GenBank genome assembly.
AUGGCCAUCACCAAGUCCGCUAUCGUUCUUCUCUCGAUCAUCGCCGUCGUCGCCGUCAUGGCUCAGCCAGGACAGCAACAAAGCGGACAGUCCAGCGGACAACAGAGUGGACAACAGAGCGGACAGCAGAGCGGUCAGCAAGGAGGAAGCCAGGGAGGAUUCGGAGGAGCCGGAGUGUCUUCCCAGACGCCGACCGGACAGCAAGGAGGACAGCAGAGCGGAUUCGGAGGCAGCAGCCAGCAAGGAGGAUCAUCCCAGGGAGGAUUCGGAGGAUCGUCCCAGCAGGGAGGCUCGUCCCAACAAGGAGGAUCCCAAGGACAGGGACCUCAGUAA